GCGCCUUCCCGGGCCGCGAUCUGUGCUGCUCUCGCGAGAGCUCCCCCUUUUCCUGGCCGGCGCGGAGCGAGAAAGGCCAUGUUCAGCUCUAGCGCCAAGAUUGUGAAGCCUAAUGGCGAAAAGCCAGAUGAAUUCGAGUCUGGUAUAUCCCAGGCUCUGCUGGAGUUGGAAAUGAACUCCGACUUAAAGGCUCAGCUGCGGGAGUUGAACAUCACAGCAGCUAAGGAAAUUGAAGUAGGUGGUGGCAGAAAAGCCAUCAUUAUCUUUGUACCAGUUCCUCAGCUGAAGUCCUUCCAGAAGAUUCAGGUGCGGCUAGUCCGGGAGCUGGAGAAGAAGUUUAGUGGAAAACAUGUGGUGUUCAUUGCUCAGAGAAGGAUUCUGCCCAAGCCAACAAGAAAAAGCCGCACAAAAAACAAGCAAAAGCGUCCGAGAAGCCGUACACUUACUGCAGUGCACGAUGCCAUUCUUGAGGACCUGGUCUUCCCCAGUGAAAUCGUGGGCAAGAGAAUCCGCGUGAAACUGGACGGCAGCAGGCUUAUAAAAGUCCAUCUGGACAAAGCACAACAGAACAAUGUUGAACACAAGGUGGAAACAUUUUCUGGUGUGUACAAGAAGCUCACAGGCAAAGAUGUGGUGUUUGAAUUUCCAGAAUUCCAGCUGUAAAAUGCAAAAAAUGGCUGAAUAAACAACUAUUCAUAUAA
This is a messenger RNA of Melospiza melodia melodia, 701 nucleotides long. It is a transcript of the gene RPS7, whose product is annotated as ribosomal protein S7. Lineage: Eukaryota; Metazoa; Chordata; Aves; Passeriformes; Passerellidae. Gene Ontology annotation, molecular function: structural constituent of ribosome. Bases 79 to 663 code for a protein of 194 amino acids. The record is from RefSeq and is a predicted model, not a curated record. Gene Ontology annotation, biological process: rRNA processing; translation; ribosomal small subunit biogenesis. Gene Ontology annotation, cellular component: 90S preribosome; small-subunit processome; ribosome. The transcript has 7 exons.